AUGGGGAACAAAAGUCUAGAUGCUCACAUUUUUGAUGAAGCAAGACGUCAUGAACUUGGAUGGAUCAUACGUUUGAAAAUCAUCAUAGAGAUUUUGAGUGGCACAAGAAGUUACAGAACUUUUCCUGUUGGAAAACUUGUUGAGCAUGCCUGGAAGAUGUGGAACAAAGGGAAAGCAUUAGAGUUGUUGGAUAAAUCAAUAGGGGAUGAGUUUUCAGCAGAUAAAGCAUUAAGUUGUAUACAAAUCGGUCUUUUAUGCGUCCAAGAACGAGCAGAUGAUCGACCAACAAUGCGGUCUGUGCUAGAUAUGUUGGAAGGAGAACGUGUUACGUUGCCACUACCAAAACUACCUGGAUUUUGGUUUGAUACAGAAUCUAGAUUGAAGUAUGCUUACAUUGACUCCACGAAUGAGCCUAACAUGCUCUUGAUAGACCCAAGAGUUUUGCUGCUGGAUGAAGCUAAAAGUGCUGAAUAUGCUGAGUUACCAAAUGCUUUAUUCCUUAACGAAAGAUUUUACACCAAGUGCAUCAGCAGUUAUCGAAGCACUAAAGUUACUGAGGAGGGUGUAAGGCCCAGCUUGGACAGUGAAAAAGUCCAUAGACUUUUCAAAACUCCAGUAUGA
Fraxinus pennsylvanica is the source of this 621-nucleotide messenger RNA. The record is from the annotation of a GenBank genome assembly. Lineage: Eukaryota; Viridiplantae; Streptophyta; Magnoliopsida; Lamiales; Oleaceae.